GUGAAGGGGUGGGACAACAUGCACGAUCCCCUUAGUACACAGUCAUUAUUGUCGAGAGUAUCGUCCAGUCCUCGCGCUGUCAUUGGUACAGCUUGAGGUAUUUGCUGUUUAUACUCUUUUAUACCUUUUUCUUUGUAGAAUGUGUUAUGAUUAAGUGAUGAGCAUUCAAUACCACAUACCGAUUAUAGGAAACGCGUUAUCUAGUUUUCUUGUAAAAUAUUCAUAAAUUGAUAAUAUAUUAGUUGCUGAAAAGCAACGAAAAUCGACAGUUUGCUUGUGGAUCCGAAACCAGCAAGAUUGAUGAUAUCAAAUUGGUUUUAAAAAUUAUGUUUCAGAUGAAAGCAGCCUGGAGACAAGACCUUCCAUGUUUCAUCGUCUGCGUCUUUUGUGCUUGUGUUACUCAUGGUAUGAGCGUGGAUUUUUCAAGAUUACGGAAACCUUAUCUUCUACCAAAAAGAUCAGAUUCGUCAAAUCCAUGUCCCCCAGAAACGCCGUUCCUGUGCCGAUCCUCCCAGCAGACGUGUAUAGCGUUAGGAAAUAUAUGUGAUCGACAGCCCGACUGUCCGGAUGGAUUCGAUGAGGAUCCGCAAAUGUGUAACGCCAGAAACAGACCCUCGGUAGAAGAACUUGAAGAUUUUUUGUUGCGGAACCAAGACUGGAUCCUUCCAAAAUUGUUUAAUGGAGCAUCUGCAGAGAUUGUUGCACAUGCCUUAGUCGUAUCGCCAAAUCUUGAGGAACUGGGUCAGAUUGUCGGUUUGGGAGAUAAAGAAAAGAACCUCAGAAAAGCGUUAUUGGCAGUGAUGGAAGGGGACGAGAGACCGUUAGUUAAACUAGGCAUGCCAGAGGAAGAGUGGUACGACGUACAGGACUACCUUAACAGAGUGAUAGAGGGCGGCCUCAGUGUGUCAUAAAUCGGGACUAACCAUUAGAAAAAUGAGCUUACCAAAUCUUCAUACGUUUUCAUCGGUUAGGAAUCAAAUUAAACUUCUGUCUUUCUAAUUUCUGGGUUUUUGGUCAGUAGACAGGGAAUAAAGGGACACACUUAAUAUUACUUUUUUUAAAAUGAUUUCUUGCGAUAAAAUUUGAGCAGUGUAGAAAUUCCUAUUUUACUUUCAUACAUCUCGAACUAUACUUUAUAAUCUUAGUAUGUAUUCAUUAUUGUUUUUUAUUCUGAAAAAUCGCCCGGAUUUUUCGCAUUUUAUCAUUCUUUCAAUAGAGAAUGGAAGAAACUUGUUCUGAACUGAAAGCAAACAGGCCCUGACGUUCUGUGACCGUAAUCCAAUAACCGUACACUGUAACUUCAUUUGGUCUCCGCAAAUGAGGAAUAUGUCUUCUUCUGCUUAUUAUUAUUAGAGCAUUGAAAACGUGACCCAUUGUCACGUGACGUCUUAUUUAAUCACACAGAUAUACACGCACAAAUCUUGGAGAAUCUUGGGCAAAAGACAUCAUUUUUCUUUCGAAUGAAAUAAAUAUAUAAUAGUAAUCCCUGAACGGUUUAAACCAAAGCAAAUAUAAAUCAGGACAAUAAUAAAAUCAAUAUGUAGCAAAUGUAAUAGCCCCAAGGGAAGAUUCUCAACUGCAUUUUGUUAUGGUAAACUUAUAUACUUUCUUUUGAAAUUUUUUUUCCCGAGUAAGUUGUAAGUUACGUGUAGGUCACUCGUCAGUAGGGAUAUAUCAAGGACUUUCGCAAAUGUAUAUUUUUGAUAUUUACUUGUACGUUAAACUACGGAAUUACUGAGUAAACUAGGUCAGUAUGUAAUUUGAGGACCUAUGGGGUGUUUUCAACAAUUACCUCAUUCAAUCUUACUCUUGAUUUUAUUAAUACAUGAAUCAUGAUAUGUUUACUUACAGAUAAAGUAGAAUAAUGAAAACUAACACAAACUGUUAUUUAAAAAAAUCUCUAUACAUUUUGAGCAUUUACACUUGAAAAUGUAGAACAAUUACAUUUAUUUUUUAUUUUUUAUUAAUGUUUAGUAAUCCUCUGCAUAUCAAAUUAUUCUAGAUUUGAUGUAAUGUACUCUGAAUGCAGGGGUUGGGGUCAGUGAUGAAAUUUCGCUUUUGCAUACUACAUUUGUGUCAAAUUUAACGUUAAAGCUUAAAUCAUCUACAGUUUGCAAAAAUACAUCGUCUAAAUUCACUGUUAAAAAUAGAAUGACUAAAUAAUCCUGAUUUUCAAGACUUCAGAAGAGUUGAUAGGUGUUUGCGCUGAAAAUAAGGAGGAUAAAUUAAAACAUGAAAACGGAAGCUGUGCAGUCGUUUCUCCUAACUUUCGCAACAAAGUGUAGUUUCGUUUCCAAAUCUUUAUGUUGGGGUUUGUCUACUCAUUUUCUUACCUCACAUGAGCUGAAAGUUCAAGCAAGCUCUUCAGAUAAAAAUUUGUCCGUUUUCUGCAACAUGACACAUCAUAUUCUUGGGUGAAAGGUAUAAAGGUUUGUAGAAAUUGAAGAUCAUACCCCCUUUUCAAAGGCCUUUCAUUGAGGACUAAUGGAAAUUGUGACCAGAAAAUUUGUAUAAAAACUUCAUAUAUACAUGUAUGAAUAAUGAAGAUUAAAAUUUGUUGAAAUCAAGAUCUCUGGAGCUAUGGUAGAACCACCAAGUACAUAUAGGAAGUUUCUAUCAUUUUCUCCUUCUCAAGAACCACGAGAGUGCAGUUUGUCCGUCAAUGUUCUUGCAAGCUUAAAUUCAAAUUUAUGCAAACCAUGGUCUCUGACAUCAGUACGGGACAAUAGUAGAAAUUGAAAAGUUUACAUGGGAAUAUAUAGGGAAAUUCUUUAAAAGUCCUUUUCUCCAGCCUUGGCGGGGACACAAAAGAGUUUUAAAUACAAAGAAAUAAAUAGGAGAUUUCUUCAAGAAUCUUCUUUUCAAGAUCCACCUGGUUCAUGCAUGUCAUGUAGAUUCAAGUGGUCCAGGGGAGACCCCAAUGAUAGUUCAACACAAAGGUAUAUACAGUUUACAGGUAUAUUCCUUAAAAUUUGUCCUAAACAACCACCAGGGUUCAUAUUGUCAAUUCAAUAUGCAAAGACCAUCAUGUACCAAGAGUAAGGACGGGGCCACAAGAGGGGUUCAAAUGUUGAAUAGGAAUUUUUUAAAUCUUCUCAUGAACCACCACAGCUCAGUUUGUCAUCUCAGCUAGUAUAAAUUCAAAUGUGUACAUGCCAUAACCCCUCGGUUCAGCGGGUGCCCACGUUUUACAUUGGAAUAUAUGGGAUCUUUUUCUUAUAAGAGUCACAAGGGUACAAUGUGUUAGAUUAGUAUCCUCAUGUAUUGCAUGUUUAGGUCUGUUAAAUAACAAGCUUUCCGUGGCGUGGGUGGGGCCAUAUCUGGAGUUUUUUGUUUUGCAUCGGAAAAUGUAACUUCUCAGGUGAGUGAUGUGGCCAAUGGACCUCUUGUAUGAUAAUAUUACAAUGGUGAACGCAGGAUAUAUUUUUGUUUCUAAAAUAAAAUUGUUAUACGUACUUUAAAAGUUGUAUACUACAUUGUAUGUCCAAUAUACAUGCGCCCAAAUUCAGAAGAAUGACUAACCUUGAUCCCAUAGGUUACUCGUUUUGAAAUUCAGAAACAUGCUGUGUAGAGAGAUUUAGAAUAAUAUGUUAAUCUUCUGAUCAAUUCCACCGCAUGAUGUUUACCAAUAAAAAUUUAUUUUGAUGAUUGAUUCUAGUGUUCAUUGAGAUUUCUGUAUCCUUUGGAUUUGUAAUAUGGAUAAGACUUUUAUUUCUGUUUGAUGAAUGGUUAAUUAUUUGAAAUUGAAAACGUAGAUACACAAUGUACCUUAACGACUUUGGAAAAAAUACACACUGAGAGUGAGAUUAGUUUUUGUAGAGUAGUCUCAGGUAAUAUGAGAUUUUUUUUCAUGUUCAUGAAAUAAAUUAAUAUUUUGUU
This is a messenger RNA of Ostrea edulis (European flat oyster), 3879 nucleotides long. Its product is annotated as neuropeptide prohormone-4-like. The coding region runs from base 327 to 911 and encodes 194 amino acids. NCBI's taxonomy places the organism in Eukaryota, Metazoa, Mollusca, Bivalvia, Ostreida, Ostreidae. The record is from RefSeq and is a predicted model, not a curated record. The transcript has 4 exons. Gene Ontology annotation, molecular function: protein binding.